Caenorhabditis sp. 36 PRJEB53466 is the source of this 527-nucleotide messenger RNA. The record is from the annotation of a GenBank genome assembly. NCBI's taxonomy places the organism in Eukaryota, Metazoa, Nematoda, Chromadorea, Rhabditida, Rhabditidae.
AUGGGCGUUGAAACCACUCCUGUAUAUCCUGUAUCCACUGUCUCAAUGAGCUCUGCCCCGCCACCGUACACCGUAGGACAGGGAGCUGCUCCAAUUGCUGUCGAAAUGCAGCCAGUGUACAUUUCUCCGGCCUACGGAGGUCCGAUUCGUCCGACAGCCACAUUUGUCCAAGCUCAAGUUGUCCAACCGACUGCAGUUAUAGUCACUUGUGAUGUUAAACACGUGGAAUACGAUGUUCCGUACUUAGAAUAUUGUCCAAGAUGCCAAGUGAGUAUGAUAAUGUACGAAAGUUUCAUCAUGGGAGACCACGUCGCGUGGAAUGCCAUCAUAAGUUCUGUUUAUUUCAGACCACCGUCACUACACGAACUGUGCACACAACAGGAGGUUGCUGGUGGGCAAUCUUCAUCAUCGGAUGCUUCGUCUGCUGGCCCAUCUGGUUCUGGCUCUGCUGUGCUUCUUCCAAAGACGUCAAACAUUUCUGUCCGAAUUGCGCUUCUUACCUCGCAGUCAAGAAGCGAGGAUGUUAG